AUCUCUUAUGGUCACUAUUUCACCACAACACCACUUUAUCUUUCUACAAUUUUUAAUUAUCUUUUCACAAUCUCACUUUUUUAUUUUUUUUUAUCUUUAAUAAAUAUAUACACUCUUUCUUCCCUUCAAAGUUGUUUUCAUAACUCAAAAAAGAGGAGAAUGAGUUACACCAAACUCCCAAAAGUACUCAUCAUUCUCUUCACCUUAAUUCUUGCAGCUAAAGUUAUACAAGGAAUUGAAACAAAAGGGUGGAUAUCUCAAUCUUCACAACAUCAAAGAGAGUCAAAUUUAAAGGGUAGCAAGAAUGAAGCAUGGAAGACAAGAAAUUCUAGGAGAUUGAUGAUUGGAUCCACAGCACCAACUUGUACUUACAAUGAAUGUAGAGGAUGCAGAUAUAAAUGCAGAGCUGAGCAAGUUCCUGUUGAAGGAAAUGACCCAAUUAAUAGCCCUUAUCACUACAGAUGUGUUUGUCAUAGGUGAUAUAUAUAGUAUGAUAAUUGUUAUUAAUAGGUUAUAUUAUAUAGUUUUAAUGUUAAUUUUGUGGUCUAGUAGAGGUUUGAGUUUAUUUACAAUUUAUAAUCCUCCUUCCAAUUCUAGAAGUUGUUAGUUCUUGUGCUGAAAAAGGUUCAACAAUUUUGAUUUGCUAUGUUUCAUUCAAUUAUAAUAAUGAGAA
Messenger RNA from Vicia villosa (hairy vetch), 673 nucleotides. RefSeq names its product EPIDERMAL PATTERNING FACTOR-like protein 9. NCBI's taxonomy places the organism in Eukaryota, Viridiplantae, Streptophyta, Magnoliopsida, Fabales, Fabaceae. Gene Ontology annotation, biological process: positive regulation of stomatal complex development. Bases 160 to 480 code for a protein of 106 amino acids. The transcript is spliced from 3 exons. The record is from RefSeq and is a predicted model, not a curated record.